Messenger RNA from Trypanosoma conorhini, 717 nucleotides. Its product is annotated as uracil phosphoribosyltransferase. Lineage: Eukaryota; Euglenozoa; Kinetoplastea; Trypanosomatida; Trypanosomatidae. The coding region runs from base 1 to 717 and encodes 238 amino acids. The transcript has a single exon. The record is from RefSeq and is a predicted model, not a curated record.
AUGGUCACGGAAAACCCAAAAAGCGACGUCUCCGUCGAGCAAGCUCUGCUAGAGGAGUUUCCGAACCUCCAAUUACUCCCACAGACGAACCAGCUGAGGUUUCUCUUCACCAUCAUUCGCAACGAGAAGACGCCCCGUACCGACUUUGUGUUUUACUGCGAACGAAUCAUUCGCCUCGUAGUGGAGGCGGGACUCAAUCUGAUUCCUGUUGUGCCAGCGGAUGUAAUGACACCCACCGGCGUCGUCUACCACGGCUGCAAGCCUGAUCCAAAGGGCAUCAUUGGCAUCAGCAUCCUUCGCGCCGGUGAGUCGAUGGAACGCAUUCUCCGUGAAACAUGCCGCGGCAUUCGCAUCGGGAAGAUUUUGGUUCAGCGAGACGAGAGAACAGUUGAAAAGUCUCCGGAUGAGCGGUAUCACUACAGCAAGAUUCCAAAGGAUGUGGCCGGUCGUCGUGUGUUGCUCCUCGAUCCCAUGAUUGCAUCGGGCGGCAGCGCCAUUCGUGCCACGGAGAUUCUGCUGGAGGACUACAACGUGAAGGAGGAGAACAUGGUCUUCCUUAACCUUAUCACCUGCCCAGAGGGGAUCCGGCGGUAUAUGGGCAAAUUUCCGAAGGUGCGGGUGGUGACUGCGGCAAUCGAUGGGGCUCUAAAUGAGUCCAAGUACAUCACCCCCGGACUUGGCGAUUUUGGUGAUCGCUACUUUGGGACACAAGACUAA